CAGGGUCACCUCCUUGUAAAUUGUGUGGUCAGAGUGUGAAGUAUGAGGGUCACAUGUUUGUGCCGUGUCUCAUUCAGACUGUAGAAACGUUGCUGCCACUGCGGGUUUCUUACAUUCAGACAUUACCGAGGAUUACCGAUCCGAUAUUUGCUGAUUAUUAAAUUAGUGCCCACUGCUGAACUGGCAGAGAGAGCAGGAGAGAGAGAGACUCGGGAAUAAAGGAGGGGGGAGAGACUAAAGAGACCCAGUGAGAGAGAGAGUCCUGGUCUUCAGUUGGAUUAUGGCUCCCAGGAGGAUGGAAACUAAACCGGUGAUCUUCUGUCUGAAGACGCUGCUGCUGCUCUACUCCUUCAUCUUCUGGGUGACAGGUGUGGUCCUGCUGUCGGUGGGGUUGUGGUGGAAGUUCAUGUUGGGCCCCUACAUGCUGCUGAUCUCCAGUGGCCCCUCCAACGCUCCGUACGUGCUCGCCGGUACCGGAGUCGCCAUCGUGCUGUUCGGACUGUUUGGCUGCUUCGCCACCUGCAGGGGGCGCCCCUGGAUGCUGAAACUGUACGCCGCGUUCCUGUCUCUGGUCUUUAUGACUGAACUCAUCGCUGGAAUCUCUGGAUUUGUCUUUCGCCACGAGAUUAAAGGGACGUUCCUCACGACGUACAGCGAAGCAGUGACGAGAUACGACGGGCGAGACGACAGGAGUCUGGCUGUGGACGGUGUUCAACGCAGACUACACUGCUGUGGAGUUUAUAACUACACCAGCUGGUUCAGCAGUGUGUAUUUUCCGGUCAGUGGGAUUCCUGCCAGCUGCUGUGUUAGUUUCUCUGACUGCAGCUCAUCUGACUUGAAGAACGCAACUCUGGCUGCUCGCAAAGUCCACAAACAGGGUUGUUAUGAGUUGGUGACGUCCUUCAUAGAGGGAAACAUGGGAAUCAUCGCUGGAGUUACCUUUGGCAUUGCCUUCUCUCAGUUGAUCGGGAUGUCUCUGGCAUGCUGCUUGUCUCGCUUCAUCAACGCCAACCAGUACGAGAUGGUUUGACAGAAAAGAGACGAUGUAGGUCACCAUGUAAACUCCGGGAGAGACACACAGCAUCUUGUAUAAACACGAAUCCCACCCACACUCUUCUUGUAUUUAUUGAAAUAUCUGAAUUUCUCAGACUUUUUGCCCUCUGCUCUUUGUUUCUCACUCCAGGAUUCAUUUUUUUCUGUUUUCUGUUGUGGCCUAAAAUGUCAGAUUUCACUGCAGAUACAUACAUCAACACAUGGUUUUCGUUGCUGCCCCCAAGUGGACAAAAAGAUAAAUCAGUUCAACACGUAGUUUCAGAUGCCGAAAUAUAGCCAAACCAUAAAAAAACAUGAUUUUUGUAAAAUAUGGGUCAUUUUUACAUGAAAAACAAACAAGCAUGUUACAUAUAAGCUUUUUUGUAAAAAAUGUAGAGGACUGAGCACAGAACCCUGCGGAACCCCACAGGUAAUUAUGAUGCUGAUGCUCUGCAAAAAAAUAGUUGCCAUUGUUUUGGUCAAAUUCAUUAAAGAAAUGGAAGGCAACUUGUUUCAGUGAGAAUAAAAUCUCUCAUAGUUUGUUGCAGAAAAGCUGCGGUGAUUGGACCGAAUUACAAGGUCACACAGGAUGAAUGCGGAUUGGCUGAAUUUGCUUUAAUCGUUUAGUUUUUUUUGCCACUUUCAUGAAGAUGAACUCUAGUCCUUUGUAUGAAACUCUUUUGUGGGUUCAGGUCAAGAAAUAAUUAAUAAUUAAUAGUAAAUAAAUUGAGAAUAAUGUCAUGGUGCCACCUUAGGGCGCCAAUCUGAAACGUU
Molecule: messenger RNA, 1806 nt
Organism: Dicentrarchus labrax (European seabass)
Lineage: Eukaryota; Metazoa; Chordata; Actinopteri; Moronidae
Product: tetraspanin-7-like
Exons: 9
Coding region: 281-1030 (249 amino acids)
Cellular component (GO): membrane
Source: RefSeq, a predicted model, not a curated record